Molecule: messenger RNA, 1044 nt
Organism: Physella acuta
Lineage: Eukaryota; Metazoa; Mollusca; Gastropoda; Physidae
Product: ficolin-1-like
Source: RefSeq, a predicted model, not a curated record
AUGAAUGCUUUCAUACAUACAUCUGUCACUCUUCUUUUCAGUUUACAAGUCUUAGUGAGUUCGCUGGAAGUCAGAAGUAUUCUCUACAAUGUCUAUAACCAAAGUCAAGCUCUAAUGUUGCCAAUGGGCCAACAGUUUUCCGGCGUGAAACUUGCGACGUGCGCCCUCAAGUGUUUGGUCAUAAACGACACAUGUUUUAGUUUCGCUUACAACGACAGGACUGAAAUCUGUUCAUUGGGCACCUGGCUAAUCCCAUUCAACAACACAGAGACGUUAGGAAACAUGAUGAUCUACUCCAUUGGAUUUAUGUGCAACAGUUCAACAGGUGUGAAUAAUCUCACGAUGAUAAGCACCUGUCCUGGUUCCAACUGCCCAGACAACAGUGUAACUAUUGGAAAAAAUUCAACUUUUGACCCUUUCGAGCCUAUGGUUUACACAUCUUGUCUUGACGUCAUCAGCGAUGAACCACGAAAGGUCGUGACCCUUACAUCCGGGCUAGUCGUCAUGUGUGACACAUUGACAGACGGUGGAGGAUGGACCAUCUUCCAAAGACGUGUGUCUGGGACCGUAGAUUUCUACCGCGGCUGGGAGGAAUACAAACAUGGGUUUGGGGAUUACGGCAUUGGGGAAUUUUACCUGGGCAAUGAAAACAUUUUCUGCCUGACUUCUAAAUCCGCCCACGAACUCCGGGUUCAUCUAGUCAACAACACUAACUUCUAUGCCAAAUACUCCAGCUUUAAACUGUCCAACGAGUCUUUAGGCUACAAGCUUUCUAUUUUGAAUUACACUGGCAACGCUGGAGAUUCUUUGUCAUUUCACAACAAUCAUAUGUUUUCUACAUUUGAUAGAGAUAACGACGAUAGAAGCUUUAGCUGCUCUGAAAGGUACUUUGGAGCAUGGUGGUAUGCUGCGUGUCAUCGCUCAAACCUGAAUGGUCAAUGGGGAAACAUCAACUUCGGUCAAGGGUUGACUUGGUCCACCGUAACAGGCUUUUAUAGUGGUGUGCAAGCCUCCGAGAUGAAAAUAAGACCAAUUAAUUCCUGA